UUAAACCUCCUAAAAUGGGCUCUACAUUUAUACUAAAAGUCAGAAUAUGUUUAAAGUCACCACAGCUGCUUUCCUCAGCACGCUGUUUUUGCACAAGAGAAUUCAAGCAAAACCUGAGCAGCAGACAGAUGGACAGAAGUAACCGUGAGCAGGCUGAUGGACAAGCUGGGUUUAGAAAUAGCAACAUUUCUCAGGGCAUGAAGGAUGGAAGCAGUAGAAAUACAACUAUGAGGAAGAUGCCUUCCUUUCCCAAAUCUGUGUUUGCUGCCGGAACAGCAAAGAGGACAGCAGAGAAGUCCAAAAGGAGGGAAUCACUAGCCUCUGUGGAUGAAGAGGAGCCUGCUCGUGUGCCAAGAAAUCUGCAGGUUCCUGAAGGGUCACUUUCUCCUGCUGAGUGGAAGAAGCUGAAGGAGUCUCUGGGAAAUUCUAAGGAUUUUGAAACCCAAAUGAUGCUUUCAUUUUUAAACUCUGGGACAGAACUGGACAUUGUAAAGUCCCUGCUGACUUUUGUUGCAGUGGAAACAGGCACUCUGCCCUACAAGCUGCUGUUACGCUAUCUGCAUCUGUGUGUGAAUAGAGCCCGCAACGAUGAGGUGUUUGAUGUCUACAAAAUCAUGCGUGGAAGUUUCCCCUCACUGGAAACAGGAGCUUCCACCCUUUUUAUCAAGUCAUUCAGCAAGACGGCACAGUGGAAAGAGGCUCUCAGUGUCCUGCAAGAGCUCAAGAAGGUUAUAACCCCGUCACAACGCAACUAUAGCGACGUCAUCACAGGAGCACUUCAGCAUGGUGACAUGACCACUGCCUGGGCUCUUUAUGAUGAAUUAAUUGAAAAGGGACUGACUCCACAUCAGGACACCUGGGAGGCUCUGUUUGCAAGCACAAAAACACCUAAUGAGGAAAACGUCAUGCAUGAGACUGAACAUCAAGAGCGGCUGCAGGGUGUUCUGCUGUACAUGAGGGACAACCAGAUCUACCCCCAGCACAACGUUGCCAGCAAAAUCAAGACCUGGUUUGAAAGUCUCUCAGGACAGAACUGGACAGGAGGCUGGACCACCGUCACCCUGAAUGGAAUGUGUAGGCAUUGUGGAUCAGAUCUGGAGUCCAUCCAGCUGAGUGCUGAAGAAUAUAAAAAUUUAAAAGACAGAGUAAUGGCUGACGUCAUUCAGGGGCGAGAUGUUUUCAAAAAGACCACACCAGAGGAGUUGGAGCGCUUCAAGGUGUUUGUUAGCAAGAAGCCAGCUUUCGAUGUGGUCGUAGACGGUCUGAAUGUCGCAAAUAUCAACAAGCAGAAAAGGAUGCUGUCGGAGACGUUAUUGGCGGUGGUGUCUGAGCUCGAGUGUCAGGGCCUGAAUGUUCUGGUUCUGGGGAGGAAACACAUGCUCAGGCCCUCCAUGUUCUGGAAAAAACACAACAUGAGCCUCAUCCAGCAGAAAGCUCAUUGCUUCUUUACUGAUAACAUCUCUGAGGACGACCCUUUCUUGCUUUAUGCCACUUUGCAUUCCGGGAACCACAGUCGAUUUGUGAGCUUGGACCUGAUGAGGGACCACAAGGCCUGCCUGCCAGACAGGGCCUCCAAACGCCUCUUCUUCAAGUGGCAGAGAGGCCAUCAGAUGGUUGUACAUGGGAUCAUCUCUGAAGGCAGGAGGGUCCGAUUUCUGCGUAUUCCCAGCUAUGACACCAUUAUCCAGACUACAGGAGAUUCUUGGCACAUUCCCUACGACGGCACAGAGGACAGGAGCUCCUAUGAAGUGCCACAACGGUGGUUGUGUCUCACAAAAAAACACUAA
Molecule: messenger RNA, 1787 nt
Organism: Nematolebias whitei (Rio pearlfish)
Lineage: Eukaryota; Metazoa; Chordata; Actinopteri; Cyprinodontiformes; Rivulidae
Product: protein only RNase P catalytic subunit
Exons: 10
Coding region: 15-1787 (590 amino acids)
Biological process (GO): tRNA 5'-leader removal; mitochondrial tRNA 5'-end processing
Cellular component (GO): mitochondrion; mitochondrial ribonuclease P complex
Molecular function (GO): ribonuclease P activity; protein binding
Source: RefSeq, a predicted model, not a curated record